UAUUUCCUAUUCUUUUUUCUUCCUGCAAUGUGAAGUAGUUCUUGCCUUGGUCUGGAGAACGUUGGAUGCUUCCUGCCAUGCACCUUGAAUCCCUGCAGGGACGGGAAAGUGGAGACUUUUUGGUGAUAAGAUAAAAGAAGCACCUAGGCACAGGGGACCAACAGCACAGCGCCGCCGUUGGAAUGCGACACUCUGAAUGCAGCUCUCCGAACCAUCAACCGCACUAGUCUCCCCCGUUCUCGCACAACUCUUUCCGGCGCCCUGCAGCCUCGCCUGUUUGUGCCUCUGUUUUGGAUCCGCUCCUCCAGUACCGACACACGCAGGUCCUGCAGACGAGCGACUCUCGCACGCAGGCGCAAACGCGACACCUCGACACCUCGACACCUCGACACCUCGACAGCCGAAUCGAAGAACAAACGUGAUCGCGGGUUUCUUGGGAGAAAAUAAGUCAGAGACAGAACUUUUGGUUAGGGAUCAAACACCGCUACGAGAAUGGAGGACGGUCAGCCCAUGGGCCCUCCGCCAGACGCCGAUAUUCAGUACCGGAUCGACGACAUCCACCAGCCCGGUCAAAAUGUCGACGCGCCGACUAGGUACUGGGGCCCCGAGCCGCAUAUGAGGAACGACUCGCGCCCCUCGGACCAGCUGCGGAGGGACUUCGCCGCGCUCCUGGGCUGUCCUAACAGGCACGGCUUCCUGGGCGCGCAACCCGUCAGCUUUGCGAGGAGGAGCCUGGAAGAGCUGCGCAGAGAAGACUACUUCGUGUGCGAAAAGUCGGACGGAUGCCGCUACUUUCUCUGGGCCACGGUCGACGACCAGGGCGACGAGUGCCACUACCUGAUCGACCGCAAGAACCAAUACUGGCACGUCAAGAGGUUCGGUCUCCACUUCCCGCUGUCGGAGCAUGACCCCAAGUCUUUCCAUGCAGACUCGGUGUUUGACGGGGAGCUGGUCAUGGACCGCGAGGUCGACGGCACAUUUACCCCGCGCUUCCUCGUCUUCGACUGUCUGGUUCUGGGCCGCACGCGCCUCAUGGAGCGGACGCUUGAUAAGCGGCUUGCCUACUUCCAGGAGCGCGUAGACAAGCCGUACAAAGCGCUCCUGCGCAUGCACCCGCAGGAGGUGCCCUUCCUGGCCUUCCUGGUCGAGCCCAAGGGGAUGGAGUUCAGCUACGGCGUGCCCAAGCUGUUCCAGCAGAUCCCCAAGUUGAAGCACGGCAACGACGGGCUGGUCUUCACGUGCCGCACCAGCCCCUACGUCUUCGGCACGGACCGGCACAUCCUCAAGUGGAAGCCCCCGCACGAGAACACGAUCGACUUCCGCAUGUCGCUGCAGUUCGCGACGGUGCGCGACGAGGACACGGGCGAGUCGUACCUCGACUACGACUCGGUGCCGCAGACCAUCGAGCUGACGGCGCACCGCGGCAGCAACCAGCCGCCCGAGCGGUACGGGAACCUGCACGUCACGGCCGAGGAGUGGGAGACGCUCAAGGGGCUGGGCGACCCGCUCAACGACCGCGUCGUCGAGUGCUACAAGGACGACGAGGGCCGCUGGCGCCUGCACCGCUUCCGCGACGACAAGCCCGAGGCCAACCACGUCAGCACCGUCGCCAAGGUGCUCGACAGCAUCGAUGACGGCGUCUCGGAGAACGACCUGAUCGAGGCGUGCGACAGCAUCAAGCGCGCGUGGAAGGAGAGGGAGGCCGCGCAGAGAGCGGCUAUGCGGCGGUAGUUUGUCUCUGCCUUUAAUCUUGAUAUUAAUACUUUUUCUUCUUCUUUAAUGUUGUUUCGUAUCAGGCGUCGGGCUUCCUUCGUGGCGCACGCACAGUCUAGUCAGGGCUGGGAGCAAUGGGUAUGGUGGGUUUAUGGAGUUGAGGGUCUGGUGAUAUCACCCUUGGGUAUUGUUUUUUUUUUUUUUGCAUUUUGGUCUGCAUUCUGUAAGCGGUAGCAAUUGCCAAGCAACGACUCAGUAUGCUGCUAAACAGCGCAACAGGAAGAAGGCGUUUGGUGUUUUCGAGCCCAUGCUGCCUCACAUUCAAGGCGGCUGGCUAUGUAUCUCGUGAAGGUGUUCUUGCUUUAGCCUAGUUAUCUCUACCUAGGUAGCUUUGAUACUACUUCCCCUGUUUUCUAAAAAGGCCUCCCAAAAACAAACCGUGUCC
Gaeumannomyces tritici R3-111a-1 is the source of this 2158-nucleotide messenger RNA. Its product is annotated as mRNA-capping enzyme subunit alpha. Gene Ontology annotation, molecular function: ATP binding; mRNA guanylyltransferase activity. Gene Ontology annotation, cellular component: mRNA capping enzyme complex. The coding region runs from base 493 to 1731 and encodes 412 amino acids. The transcript is spliced from 2 exons. The record is from RefSeq and is a predicted model, not a curated record. Gene Ontology annotation, biological process: 7-methylguanosine mRNA capping. NCBI's taxonomy places the organism in Eukaryota, Fungi, Ascomycota, Sordariomycetes, Magnaporthales, Magnaporthaceae.